AUGGAUCGUACGGUGUUCAGAUUGCGGCAAUUACCCCUCGACUUCGACAGGUUGGACGCUUUACGGGUACUAAGCACGGCUCUGGUUCUUGAGACUUCGGCCAUUCAGAUUUUCUCUCUGGCCCGCUCCGUUGACCCAUGGCUCCCUAGCAAAGUGGCAACCUUGAUGUUCGAUGAUACCGCCGGUGUGAAGGGCGUGCUCGAAAAUGGCGAUAAUCCCAAUGUCACGAAGCGGGGUGAUGAGUGGUGCAUUACGGCUGAUAAUCUACGCGACGAUUUAGUUUUGGAUGCCCACUUUCGUGGCCUAACACCCUUAUAUGAUCCAGACGUUCACGAUGCUGAUUGCAUUGCGAUAUCAGGGCUUGCGAGCCAUCCUUUCGGCUCUUGGCAGCCGAAAGGGCGCUCGAAGUCAUUCAUGUGGAUUCGUGAUGCUUUGCCGCAGUCAUUACGGAAUGUACGGCCUAUUCUAUAUGGCUAUGAUACCACUCUCGUCGAGAGCUUGUCUUUCCAGACCAUAUUCGAUCUUGCCCUGGGAUUAAUCAAUCAACUCAAGGCUAACGGUUGGACGUUACCAACAUGCAAGCCUCUCGUUUUCCUCGCUCAUAGCUUAGGAGGAAUUGUCUUGAAGCAGGCAUUCGUAUCACUGGCGAAUAAGAUUGACCGUGAUGACCCAAUUCGCCAGGCGAUAAGAGGAGCUGUGUUUUUCGGCGUUCCUAAUCUGGGCAUGGAGCAAUCCCACCUCAUGGCAGUCGUGGAAGGCCAAGCCAACGUGCAACUUGUCGAGGACCUUUCAGUUCAGUCCGAAUACCUUCGACAGUUAGAUAAACAGUUUAGCGGUAUAUCGUACCUUCAAGAUGCCUUACUCUACUGGUGCUACGAAACAAAGAAGUCGCCAACUGUCGCCCUAGACUCGAAUGGUAAAUGGUCAAGGACAGGACCCAGCGAGAUAUUAGUGACGCCAGAUUCUGCCACACGCGGGUUAUACGGAGCAACAACGCGGUCAGAUGCUGUAUACCCGAUUAACGAAGACCAUUCAAAUAUGGUUAAGUUUUCCCAGAAUGAUCCGAACUACUCGGUAGUAGUACAGAAAUUGGUGCAGGUCCUCUUCUCCAGAGACUCAUCUCCGUCCGAUAUGAGCGAUACGGAAACUCUCGUACUCGAAUCAAGCAUAAUCCAAAAGGUAACGAGACCGGAGUUAAGAUCAGGUCGGAAACCUAGCCAUGAAGCUAUUCUGAGCUCGCUCUAUGUACCCGAAGGAGAUCGUCGAUUUGAAGAAAUCGAAGAGAAAUUUGAGGACACAUUUGACUGGAUCUACGACCAACCAGACCCCGGCUUUAGCGAAUGGCUUCAGAGCGGGGAUGGUCUCUUCUGGAUCAACGGGAAGCCCGGUUCAGGAAAAUCAACCUUGAUGAAGUUUAUAUGUGGAGACCAGCGUACCGCGGAUCUGUUAUCGGACUGGAGAGGAGAAAGCAGCUAUAUCAUCGUGUCUUUCUUUUUUCACUAUCGCGGAACCUCGGUGCAAAAGUCCUUCGAAGGCCUCCUGAGAAAUGUACUAUCCCAAAUCAUCUCGAAAAAUCCACGGCUUGUAAAGUUUCUUCAAUCCUUAUUCGACCCUCAAGAAUCUUUACACCCGAGGAUGUGGACAUUGCCCGUUCUUCAAAAGGGGUUCAAUAAUAUAAUACGACAAGACGAGAUACCGUUGCAUCUUUGCUUGUUCCUGGACGCACUUGACGAAUAUGAUGGAAGAUUGGAGUUUAUAUGCCGAUUCCUCUUGGAACUAGUCGAGAUUCCCCCUACGCACACGAAACAGAUUAAAAUCUGUUUUUCUAGCCGACCUUGGCAAAUAUUCAUGAAUGCGUUCAAAGAUUGUGCCGGGUUCCAGAUCCAAGAUUUCACGCAAGAAGAUAUCAGGGAUUACUGUCUUGGAUCUAUCAGAGAAGAAAGCCUAUCAUCUGUCAUACUCGAGGAUUUAGUCCCAGACAUCGUGGCUCGUUCGAGGGGCGUUUUCCUAUGGGUAAAGUUUGUGGUCAAAGACCUUGCCCACGCUACGAGGUCUAGUACAUUGGACAAGGAUGAUUUAGAAAAGUUACUAGAGUCUUUCCCGGUCGAGCUCAACGCUUACUAUGCCGAGAUUAUCGAACGAAUCCCGCGGGCGUAUAGAUGGAAAGCAUACGCCAUGCUCGAAGUUGCCGUUCGAUCUAAAGAUUCUUUGGAACCCGUAACAUUUCUUUGCGCCGUUUUCUGUUCAGACUGCAAGACUAUCAGAGAAGGUCGUGAUGUUUUGACAAGGGUACGCGAGAUAAACAAUAGCACUGUUGUUGAGUCGCUUGCAAUGGAAGAGUCAAGGAAGUAUUGUGGCGGACUGAUUGAAGUUGUUAAAGGAAUCAAUGGCAACUACGUCCAAGUUCUUCACCAGACCGUAGAAGACUUCGUAACUGACCCAAAAUUUAAGCAGCGAGUGCUCGGGAACCUAGCAAGAAUUACAAUCGAAAAUGGCAAUAAUUUCCUAGCCAAAUGCUACUUUCUCAUGUACGAGACUAAGGACGAUCCGUUCCUCAACCACAUCCACCUUAUGACGAUCCCGUCUACUCGGAUGCAAGUUAAGCAAGCCCUCAUCAACGGGACCUACGCACGUGCCGCUGAACAUGUCAGUGGGCGUAGUAUGAAAGUAUUCCUCGGCAGCGUUUCGCAAACAGUUUACAAGAAAAUAUACGCGGAAUCCGACUUGAAGAUAGAGACAACACUUGAAUACGCUGCCUCUACUGGGCUUCGCUUAUACUUGGUCGAAUCCCUCCACGACGAUCCUAACGUUUUGCGAAAUUCUAAGCAUCAAUUAUUGAGCUGCAUUAUUAGGUCAGCAGCCGAUCCAAAGGACGAAGAAGUAAAGCAAACGGUCAAGCUACUGUUAGAGAACGGGUUUACCCCGCAUAAGGAUCCGAUGGCAUUCGGCCUCUGUGCCAUGAAGAUGCUCCGAGGCGACGGCCAAUAUAGACCAGUCGACGAUGACCUGAAUCCGCUUCUAAGGUCUCGUCAUAUUGACCUGAUCGAGCUCCUGCUGGAUCAUGGGCAGGAGCCUUAUAUCAGCAUUCCUACCGUCUACCGCAGGCAGAACGUCAAGAGUACGCUUUUACACGUAGGACCAUUCCGAGCGGUGAAAUUACUCCUGGAUAAGGGGGCUUCUGCGAAUUUGCUGGAUUCCAUGGGAAUGACACCCCUUGAUCACUUUUGUGCAAGGAAUGCGCUGAGAGCUCCGAACUGGUUCCAGGCAUACGAACAUUAUAGGCGACAGCACUGGGAGCUGUAUAAGUUAACCUGCCUCCUCACGUCUCGCGGGGGCACGAUAAAGAACACAAGAGUAGAGUUUUGGGAAGAGCUUUUAGAUGGGUUUUCGGAGUCAGGAUUUCCUACCGAGGAUUUACGGAGGAGUAUGGACACCGCAAUUAGGCAGCUAUCGGCAUCAUCAAGACGGUCGUUUCAGCGAAGUCCCAAUCAGGACAACGAAAGCGAUAGAAAUGCACAGGGGAGACUGUCUUUACAACCCCCAUCUCAACGCCACUUUCACGGGUCCAGUAUCCAUGGGUCUAGUAUUGACGAGACGCUCGCAGAACACUCAGGUCAAAAUUUAUCCGUGCCAGUGCUCGGGGCGCAAGGGAUGCAAACCCCUGUUUCGGAAGAGCAGCCGGGACAUCAUUCGGAGCCCGCAUUCCGACAGUCGCUGAUGUCGCCAGACAUACCCGACAUACCGCCGAAGCGAUCACUCAGGCUAAAAAUCAAGAAGUUCAUCCAUCGUCUAAUACGAUAA
Messenger RNA from Daldinia caldariorum, 3801 nucleotides. RefSeq lists its product as uncharacterized. Bases 1 to 3801 code for a protein of 1266 amino acids. The transcript has 4 exons. NCBI's taxonomy places the organism in Eukaryota, Fungi, Ascomycota, Sordariomycetes, Xylariales, Hypoxylaceae. The record is from RefSeq and is a predicted model, not a curated record.